UUUCAGAGUCACAGCGAGACAUGAAUCGGAUCGAACAUUGUUUCCUCCUUUUAAUGAUUUGCGUCUUGUUGAGUAAUUAUCAAGUCAACUCAGACGGUGACGCUCGUUUGUCAAGAAAAAGGCGAUACAUCGUCUUCCCAGAAGGUUCAACAUUCUCUGUCGCGCUGUGUCUCACGACGCACACAGAAACGCCGGACGAUGACAUUUUCACGGAGGGCAUCAAUUGGGGUAUCUCUUACGAUUUACCGAACGAAAGCAAACCGGCUCUUGAGCCUCUCUUGCAGUUGAGACGCGACGAAAUUAAACCAGCGAAGAAAUACGCGAUCAACAAGAACGUGAUGAAGUAUUCCGGAUGGAACGGUAACGAUAAAUAUUACGUGAAGCCUGGCAAGAGGAAGUACCACAAGUCAGAUUAUUACUACUUGCAACGUAGACACCGGAGGGAACUUUACAGCAAACUGGAGACCAUUAUGAACGCGAUGAACUUCGAUGGAAGAACGUGCGUGCUUCGAGCGCUGUGCGAGGCCUCGCAGCGUCUGAUGCCCAAAGGAAGCACUCUCAUCGAGGAGAUGAUGAGGAUAUCAUUCUCCUUCCCUUUGAAGCGGCUGUUCAGCUAUGAGCCAGAGGAGCAUCAUGCGUACAGCAGAGCUCACAAAGCAGGCCAUGAGGGCCAUGAUUGCGCCACCAUGUUCGCCGGAUGCAGCUUCUCCCUGAUCGACAUGGCCCUCGGGAAAUACGACGCGCCAACGGCGCGACGGCCUCAACUUCCGCCAGAAUAUGCCGAUACGGCUGAAUCUUUCGACGACUGGACCAGGUAUAACAUGAAAUAACACGUUCGCUCGAAAGAAAUAUCUUCGGGAUGCCACGGCAAAGAACUCCGUUCGAAGGGAAACGUUGUCUCUCUCGAUAUGAACAUCGUAUCGCGUAUGAGCUUUCUUAUUUGAAGAUAUUUUCGCUAGCGAGAAAAGUAAGACCACGAAUGUACUCCUCGAUAUGUAAUUACGAUGUACAUCACGAUAUUUUCUACAUCAGACCUCUUUCUUUCACAAUAAAAUAUUUUUUUUUGCCAUUUUUGUAACUAUGUAUUAUGACUUGUUUGCUUGUGACGUUAAUCGAUUAUUCGAAGUGUUGGGAAAAUUUCCGUGCGGAAUGGUAAAAGAUACAUUUAUAUAUAGAAAUUACUAGAUAUUUAAUAUAAAUAUAUAUUUUGUAAAGAUUGGAGAACUAUCUAAACAGCUGUAAUAUAUUGCACUAUAUCAGUGAGCUUCGAUAUUCAGUUUAACAUUUGUUAUGUCCUUAAAAUGGCUAUUCGUGACUAUACCUGCUAGUUUUUAAUUAAAUAUAUAAUAAAUAUCCUGUAACUUCUGUAGUUGUACAUUUUUUGAUUGAUUUCAAAUUUUAGCACUAUAAUAAUAAUAAUAAUAAUAGGUAUUUCUCGUUAAAGUUUUAAUAAAACUUCAAAAUGUUCUUCUAUGGAAAAAAUUCAAACAUUUCCGCGGACGAUAAACGAUAAAAAGACGAUUAAAUGAACAUAUUACCUGUUGCCAGUUUUUAUUGAAUUUACAAAUUAAAAAAUUUUGUUCUUACAAUAUGUUAGUCGAUACUGAAUGAUCGAUAUUAAUAGACACGUGGAAACAUGAAUCAGAUCAUGAAUUAGAUCCAAGAAAAGGUAUUGCAAAACUAAAGCUUGAUACUUAA
Heterotrigona itama is the source of this 1698-nucleotide messenger RNA. Lineage: Eukaryota; Metazoa; Arthropoda; Insecta; Hymenoptera; Apidae. The record is from the annotation of a GenBank genome assembly.